Molecule: messenger RNA, 1746 nt
Organism: Fusarium keratoplasticum
Lineage: Eukaryota; Fungi; Ascomycota; Sordariomycetes; Hypocreales; Nectriaceae
Product: DUF1752 domain-containing protein
Exons: 2
Coding region: 1-1746 (581 amino acids)
Biological process (GO): cellular response to glucose starvation; protein catabolic process in the vacuole
Source: RefSeq, a predicted model, not a curated record
AUGGCCGUCGUUCUACCCUCCGACGACAACGACUAUUUCGCCGCGUCCUCCCUGAGGCGCUCGCACUCCCAGUCCAACUUCAUGUCAUCAUCUGCAGCUUUCUCUUCGACCUCUCGUCUUAGCGAUCACUAUAAAUCCGUCUCCAAGUCAUACGCCACUUCCAACUCGUCCUCUGCUCCCUCAUCUCCCCGUACUAUCCACGCCGACUCCGCCGACCUUUCCUACGCAUCCACUCCUGCCACCAAUCUCUCCAUUGCCUCAGAUUACGACGACCCCCUUGGCCUUUCGGAAUCGCCUGAAGACCACUUCAUGUUUCCCACUUUUGGACAAGAAAAGCUCUAUGUUCACCCUGAGAUCCGCCCGGAAAUUCACCAUGACGACAACCUAGAGCCACCCCCCAGUCCUCGAACCGGUGAUUCCUAUACAGUCUCACCUGCGGACCAUGAGAACUCGGAAGAGAGCUCCAACGAUACCUCAAGACCAGACACUCCUGAUCAAGCUGAGCAUGCGGAGGAUGACACAGCUGUCUCGAGCAGACCUUCUCGCCAAGUCGACUACCUAUCCCAUGAGUGGAAGGAGGAAGAUAUCUGGUCGUCAUGGCGAUACGUCGUGACGCGACGUGGAGAAUUUGCCAACAGCGCGCGGUUAGAAAAUGCUUCCUGGAGAACGUGGAUGAAGGCCAAGAACAACCUCAAAACCAUUUCUCCCGAGUCGCUCAAUUGGCUCAAGGACUGCGAUGUGACUUGGCUCUAUGGCCCUCUGCAGUCGGGCCAAAAGGCCCUGCACUCUACUCAGACCGAGCCCUCCAGUGUGUCAUUGUCCAAGACUGACUCAUUUGUGAACCUUUCCAAGAAGCCAAUCCUGAAGAAGCGGAGCAUGUCUGAAGUGAUGCUUCAGCGAUCAUUAUCAACAGCUUCUCUGCUCAAGCAAGCCACAGCGGCUGUCAAGGCACAGGAGACUAGAGGAAUCCUACGACCUCAUCUCGGGCGUUCAACAACCGACUACCUGGCCUACCCAUUCCCAGCGAGACGGUUAAGUGGGGAGAGCAGCAGCGUCGCUCCCUCGACUGAGUCAUCUGGAAUCACAUCUCCCAACUCGGAGCGAAAGCACAUUCACUUCAAUGAACAAGUCGAGCAAUGCAUUGCUGUCGAUGUUAAGGGCGACGACGAUGAGGACGUGGAUACGGACCGCUUUGGAGAGGACAGUGAUUCAGACGACGGUGUGAUGAUGAAGCGUAUGAAGACGAAGAAGCGACCAAUCCUCCGACGCAAGACUAUCAAGGCUAAGCCUACCGAGGGAAAGACGAUUGCUAUGCUGCCGUCGACCACACUCAAGUACCGGGAAGACACUCCCGAACCACGAGAGACAGCUAUGAAGCACUCUCGAAGCCCGAUCAUGUCCCCUUCAUCUUCACAAGAGACACUUCGACCCUCGAGGCAGUCUGGCAAGUUCUUCAUGGGUGAGGAUGAUGACGAAGACAGCUUCGACGAUGCGCUGCUCAGCAGCCCCAGCCCUGGCUGGUCAUCACCCGCAGAGAAGUCCAAUGGCGGCCUUCACAGGUCGAUUUCCUCUGGUAGCCUGUGCGAGGAACCUGCUGGCAUGCGACGAACGCCUUCGGGCAUGUUCAUGCCGUACGAGGAGGGAGAGACAGCAUCAGCUGACGGCAUCUUCGGCCGUGUUAUCGACACAGUUAACACCGCUCGCGACAUCGCCCACGUCAUCUGGAACGUCGGCUGGAGGAAGUAA